Molecule: messenger RNA, 549 nt
Organism: Purpureocillium lilacinum
Lineage: Eukaryota; Fungi; Ascomycota; Sordariomycetes; Hypocreales; Ophiocordycipitaceae
Source: RefSeq, a predicted model, not a curated record
AUGCUGUCCCUGCUCACGACCCUCCUCCUCGCCGGCUCGGCCCUCGCCGCGCCGACGGCCAACGCAAACACCAACAAGUGCACGUCCAGGUCCACCAAGGUCAAGGAGUGGACGGUCCACGACUUCGACUUCCACUCGUCCGAGGUCUUCACCACGCCCGCGCACCAGAACUCGUGGGGCUACGUCAACUUCACCCUGUCCAACCCCGUCGUCAGCUACCGCCCCGUCUGCUCCGCCAGCUCCAACCAGCUGAGCGACUUCUUCUACGGCAACUUUGUCUACAACUGCAACGUGCCCGCCGAUGGCGACAAGGCUUCUUUUACGUUCGCGCGCCCCACCAACGAGCUCAAGCUCAACCAGACGUGGAACUGCCCCGGCGAGGGCAGCCGCUUCGACGCCCGCGGCGGCGCCAACCUCAACCUGACGUGCACCACGACCUUUUGGCAGAACCCCAACUGGACGCCCGGCAACAUCUACUCGACGCGCAACGUCGACUGCAAGAAGAUUACCGUCAAGGUGCCCGUCAAGGAGAUGAGUGGCGUUGCCUAG